Molecule: messenger RNA, 4792 nt
Organism: Harmonia axyridis
Lineage: Eukaryota; Metazoa; Arthropoda; Insecta; Coleoptera; Coccinellidae
Product: tectonin beta-propeller repeat-containing protein
Exons: 15
Coding region: 201-3947 (1248 amino acids)
Cellular component (GO): membrane
Molecular function (GO): carbohydrate binding
Source: RefSeq, a predicted model, not a curated record
AGGUUAGAAUUUCUUGUUUAUUGUCGGCAGUCGAUGCCUGCUAUGUAUUAACAACAAACAUUCACAAGAAUCAAUUAAGCAAACUUUUUAUUAUGUAUUAGCUAUCAUCCAUUCCUUACAACCCUGUCUUGCAAUUUUAUUCAUCACAAUAUGGUUUUGUAGAAUUAAAAAAAUAUUGGACCUAGUAAUUUGCAUGAAGUAUGCCUAGUUCUCAUUUAUUUGGAAUAAAUAAUGAAGGACGAGUACAUACACUCUCCACUACAGGUUCCUUUUGGAGAGAAUUACCUUAUGCUGGACAAGAAUUCAAGAAGUUGUCUGCCUUACCCCAUUUCUUGUGGGCAGUGGGCGGUGAUCAUCAGAUAUAUGUUUAUGUCCAUGGUUUAGAUAUUCCUAUUAGAGUUAGAGAAGAAUCAUAUGAAAAUGAGAGAUGGUAUCCGAUUGAAGGUUUUUCAUCCAAAUUACUACCGACUGAUAGAUUUCGAUUUUCAAAUGCAGAUGGAUCUUGCGAUCGGUCAUUGGAUAAAAUACGUCUUCCCUCUAUGGCCUGGCAGUGGGAAGGUGAUUGGAAAAUUGAGUUAACUUUAGAUGGACAACCAUUAGAUCACAAUGGUUGGACUUAUGCUAUGGAUUUUCCCACACAAUUUCAUCCAAAGAAGCAAUGGACGAGUUGUGUAAGAAGGAGGUUGUGGGUUCGAUCAAGAAGAUACAGCGCCAUGAAUUCUUGGUGUGCUAUUGCCCCCCUUCAUAAGGAUGCUACUAGUGAACCCUUCAUAGAUAUCUCUGUUGGUGGUCAAUCUGUAGUAGGAGCAGAGGAAGGUACCAUGAUUGUGUGGGCUAUCACAUCUCUGAAUAGAGUUAUGUUUAGGGUAGGAGUAAGUGCAAAAUCGCCUGAAGGAACUCGUUGGUCUGAAAUAGCUGUCCCACUUGGAAACGAAGUUAUUCAGUUGAAUGUAGGUCCGACAGGUUUAACCUGGGCAACUUUGGCAUGUGGAAGAGCUAUAGUGCGGGUAGGAGUGACUAGGGAUAAUUUACAAGGUGUUAAUUGGGUAGAAGUGAGAAAUCCUGGAACUAACUCUCUCAAAAUUAUCCAACUUUCUGUUGGGACUAAUGCAGUUUGGGCAGUUACUCAAGAUAAGCAAGUGUGGUUUAGAAAAGGCGUAAAAGGAGAAGGCGCAGGCAUGAGUGAAGAUUUAGCUAUAGGUUCAGGCUGGAUUGAAAUGGUUGGAAGAAUGGCCCUUAUAUCAGUCUGUUCCAACGAUCAAGUGUUCGGCAUUGGUGCUGAUGAUAGAAGGGUAUACUUUCGUACAGAGGUUUCUCAGUUUGAUCUUACAGGCAAAAGAUGGAGAACUUUAACUGCACCACUUCAAGUAAGCCGUGCCAGUAGUAAUGCUAGUCUAAACAGGGAUAAGUUUCAUCGUAGUACCCAAAUGCUGAGUAGGCCAAGUAGCAUGUACGAGUCUUCCGCCCUCUGCGAUUUCAACGAACAGUCCCAUUCAGCGCCAACAGUACCCACAUCUCUUCCAGUUGGCGAUUUGAGUACCAAAUUCGAGGCUCAGCCCAAGAAUCCCAAGGCCUGGAGUCCGGUCCAUUCUGUCGGUUCUGUGGUUGGUGUGGAAGCACGAGCAGAUACCGACGAAAGUAUCUGGAGUAGUAAGGAUUCCUGUAUUUAUGCAGACGAUGAGGAACUUGGUUGGGCCGAGUACGAAGCGCCUUGGUCGUGGGUUGAGGCAGGAGCUUGUAGUGUAGAAAAUGGGCUCAUUCCGAAUUGGUUCACCAUAGGAAAUGGAUCUAGUAUUGAAGAGUUAGAUCAACCGUGGCGUAAGCAGAUUCUUGAAUCUUUGAAGGCAAGACUUCCAAAUUCGGAGGAGUUUGGUAAAUAUGAAAUGGCGGUAGAUACUUCCUCUUGGGUUCACACAGGUGAAGCCAGAGUUAGUAUGAAGAAAAGGCCGUUUCUCGAGUGUUCUCUUCAACUGGAGUGGCUGCAGAAUAAUGGUACUUUGACGGUGUUAAACCCAGAUGGUGCUUCCACAAUGACAUCCUUCAGUUUAAGCCAAAUCACAUGUAUUCAAAACUGCACCGAGCCAGGUAAUCCAAGAUUGGCCUUAUUCAUUCCAAGAUUGGUCCCUCCAGUGGUCCAGCUUCAGUUCACAAGCGACAAUUUACUUGAAGAAUGGCAGACUCAUCUUCACACAGCUUGUUUAAAGAUUCACAACAUUACUGGUAAACCGAGUGAUUCAUGUGUAUGGGCUGUUACUAAAUUGGGAGAUAUUUUUGUUUGGGAUCCUACUGAACUGGAGAAACAUCAGCUUAGAGAAGACGAGUUUUAUGUCCAGAAGUAUGAUCUUAGUGGAAAAGAAUCACCAAUCAAAAUACCUUUGAGAGUUGGAUGUUCUCUUGGAUCUAUUAUCACUCUUUCUGGAUGUGUAGGAGAUGACGCCGAAAGAAUAGGAAUCAAUUUAGAAGCUGAAAAUACUUACAAACUCAAAAGUAAAUCUUUCACUGAGUUUGAGAAUAUAGUUCUUCACAUAAAUCCACGGUUUAGUGAAGGUUGCGUUGUGAGAAAUACUAUGAUUGACGGGAAAUGGGGCAAAGAAGAGAAAGACGGCCCCAUGCUCUUUACUAAAGGUCAAGAGUUCACGAUAAAGAUUGAAACAACCGAAGAUGCUUAUGUCAUAUCUGUGAAUAAUGAAAAAUUUUGUACAUAUAGACAUAGACUCCCCCCUCAGUCGGUGUCUCACUUGAGUAUUUGGGGCAGGCUCCAGCCUUUCAGAUUGGUGAUCAAAAGUCCCGAAAUGAUCAUAGAUCCGUACAGUGUCUUUUGGCGACAGAUUGGAGGCCAUGUCCGCAAAGUAGAAUGUUGCAAUGUUGGAGUUACGUGGGCCAUUGGACAUGACCAGACAGCUUGGGUUUAUACAGAAGGAUGGGGUGGAGGUUUCCUAGGCAAUAUGGAGAGUCAUAAUGUACAUCCUAUGACCGAUUCCCAGGAUUACAGGCUUUACGAGAACCAAAGGUGGAAUCCUGUCACAGGUUUUGCUUCAGCAGGUUUACCAACCGACAGACCUAUGUGGAGUGAUGCUUCAGGUAAACAAAAACGUCUGAAAGAUCAGGUUAAACUUCAGUCGAAACACUGGCAAUGGAUUUCUGACUGGAUGGUUGAUUAUCACGUGCCAGGCGGGGUAGAUAAGGAUGGUUGGCAGUAUGCCGUUGAUUUUCCUGCUAAUUUCCAUGCCAGCAAAAAUUUCACUGAUUACGUAAGGAGAAGACGUUGGUACAGAAGAUGCGCCGUGUCUACAAUUGGACCAUGGCAUGAGCUUGGUCACACAAAACUGAUAGAUGUCUCAUUGUCACCUGUCAGAGACGAUAUGGAAUCUGUGAUCAGUGUCUGGGCGUUGGCUUCUGGUGGUCAACCAAUUAUACGAGUGGGCGUGUCCAAGAAGAACCCUAUGGGUAACGGCUGGGAGCAUGUCAACUCGGAUAAACCUUUGAGUAGCAUAAGUUGUGGGCCCUUCGAUAGAGUUUGGGCAACGGAGAAGAAAGGCUCCGCAUGUGCAAGGUUAGGAAUAACGGAAGACAAACUAGAAGGUGAAAAAUGGGCAACUAUACAAGGUCCAACCGGUGGCGAGUUGAAGCAAAUAUCGGUCAAUACUUUGGGAAUUUGGGCAGUGGAUAAUUUAGGGAAACUCCAUGUGCGGAAAGAGGUUUCUUCAGACAAUCCUCAAGGCACACAUUGGCAAGCAAUAAUUGCAGGACCUCCUCUUUUAAAUUCAGGCACACGUUCGACAUGUUUCAAACAAGUGAGUGUGGGACGGGUUGGAGUUUGGGCAGUUACAGAUGGUGGAACGAUUGUUAGAAGGCUUGGUAUAUGUCCAAGUAAUCCAGCAGGUUCUGGAUGGGACCUUUUUCCUACAGAAAAGUGGCAUUACAUCAGUAUUCAGGCUCUUAACUGACUUAUUGAAAUUAAUUUGCAGCAUUUAUAACUGGAAUAUUGCGAAAUUAAGCUUUUAAUGCAGCAAUUUCAUUCCAAGUUAUUGCUUCUAGUCUUUUAAUUUUAUAAAAUUCUUUAAAAGUACCUAAGUAAUUUUAUGUGAAUCUCAUUUUUUGUUCUUGACUUAUAGUACUAUCUGAAUUGAUGCAAUAUGAAGGAUCAACGUUCAAUUUGUAAUUGAAUGAUUGAUCUCUUACCUGAUUGGAGUACUCAUUCAUUCGUACAUUUAGCCAGUGAGAUUUUUAAAAAUUGAUUUUGUGAUAUGUAUUACUUUUAUUAAGAGAACAUCACUUUUGGAUGUUAUUGAUUCAAAAGAUCUAUUAGAAAUCUUUGACACUUUUUUCUUGAAGAGUUCUUCGAAUUGUAAAGCUCAAAUAUUCAAACUAUAAAUAUGUUACAUUCCCAAAUAAACAUUCACUCAAGCAAUUAUAGAGGAGAGGAUACUCAAUUUGAUAUUAUCAGUGGAAGUCUGUUGAGAAAAAAAUCCUAGAGUAGCAGUUGCAAAAGAAGUAUCUUUCAGUUUUGUUAAUUGGUUAGUUAUUCUCUAUUUGAACCACUAAGUUGGAAGAAGUUUCCUGUGUGAAAAUAUGCAAUUUUUAUUUUAUUAACAUUCCAGUUUGCAAGGAAUAAAUAUCCAUAACACAUCAAACUGUUUUCUACCAUAUUUGUAAAUCUUAUUAUUCUUUUGAAGACUCAUAUUUAUUCGUCAUACUUAUAUUGAAAUUUUUGUAUGGAUGUAUAUUUUGUGAUUUUUUUUUGCUUAUUAUGUGAUAGAUAUACAGUGAAUUAAAGCAGACUAAUAUUUUA